Molecule: messenger RNA, 1971 nt
Organism: Pelmatolapia mariae (spotted tilapia)
Lineage: Eukaryota; Metazoa; Chordata; Actinopteri; Cichliformes; Cichlidae
Product: gastrula zinc finger protein XlCGF52.1-like
Exons: 5
Coding region: 87-1097 (336 amino acids)
Biological process (GO): regulation of transcription by RNA polymerase II
Molecular function (GO): RNA polymerase II cis-regulatory region sequence-specific DNA binding; DNA-binding transcription factor activity
Source: RefSeq, a predicted model, not a curated record
GUGACUUUGGCACGUUUUGCUCUGCUGCUUCGUUUCGCCCAGUGGAUGCUUUGAACGCUUUACGCGGCUGGGUGCUGUGUGAAAGCAUGGAAAUGAUGAAGAUCGAGCAGGUGGUUGUCGGAAACGACAUGAGGUCCACCUCUGCGGAGAUGAAGCCUGAGCCACUGGUCGCCCCCUAUCAGCAUGAGAGUCUGCAGUGCUUCCAGUGCUUUAUCACCUUCUGUAACUCCAAAGCUAAGGAGAGACACAUGAGGAAGAGUCAUCGGGACCAGUACAAGCAGCAACUGCAGCAGAGUAACACUGUCUUCACAUGCUACAAAUGUGAAAAGUUCUUCUCCUCUUCCGAGGAGCUCAGCAAGCAUCAGGCCACCCACAGCACAGAGGAGAAGGCCUUCGUCUGCUCUUACUGCCAGAAAAGCUUCUUUACCUUCACCGAGCUGAACCAACACAGACGUCACGAGUGUAAAGAACGGCGGUGUCCCUGCAGGGACUGUGGUGCUUCCUUCCCCAGCCCCUCACGACUUCGCAGCCAUCGCAUUGCGGUGCACCCCCAGCCCCCAGAACAAGCCGAUGACCUGAACACCUUCCAGUGCUGCAAAUGUCAUCAGAGUUUCCAGACAGAGGAAGAGCUCCUGCAGCACCAGGAGAAAUUUGCCAGGGAAAUAAACUGUGACGCUAAGCCGCAAGGCAAAAAACGCGGGCGUAAACCCAAGCAUGCAGCUCAAGGAGUGACUGGUGACAGCAAGAGGAUAAAACAAGAAGAGGGAGCAGAUAACCACGAAGAAUACAGUGACCCUCCAACAGACAGCUGCUCCUCCUCCGAGCUCCAGAUUCCCUGUCCCGAAGCAGACUGCGAUCUCAUAUUUCCUUCUGUCUUAGCCCUGCGGGCACACAAGCAAGUCGGGCACAACCCACAUGCGUGCAUACAGUGUGACGAGAGCUUUGCUCAACCCGAGCAGCUCAGCGCACACAAGGCUACGGCUCACAACUCUAGAUACACCUGCCUCACCUGUGCAAAGAGCUUUACAAGAGAAAGCAGCCUAAAGGCUCAUCAGAGCACCCACACCGAGCGAGAGGAGGCAGCAGAAAAUACAUAAUAUGAAGGGAAGAGACUGCAACUCGUCCCUACGUGUUUAGAUUAAAUGAUCGUCAAAAUGAAGAAUGCACAGACCUGUACAGACCAGGUAGUACUCUAACUACAUGAUCACCUUGGCCUUUUCUUCUUACUAAUUCUUUCAGUGUAAGCUAUACUGGAAAGCCAUACCAGGGUUUGCAUUGUGAGGAAGCAGGAUGGUUUGGAUUCAGAGGCAGAGACAUACCUGACAGUCAACUGGGAAACUUUAGUUCGUGUCCACUCACUUUAAUCUCAACACAGCUUUGUUAGGUUUACCCCACAGCUACUACUGCUUUAGUGUGAGUAAAGCUGCACUUUUAUAAUGUUAAAGACGUGCUAGAAAUCUCAUUUUUCUGUGUUUUUAGUGGGUUGACUUGAUCUAAAACUAAAGGUGGCAACACCAGCACAUGUGCACUUACUCACACGGCCACCAGAGGUCAGUUAUCUUGAACUUAAUAAGUAACUAUAACGAUAUAGAAGUAAUUAUAACUAUAAGUAAUAACUAACUAUAUAAUUCACCUAUUUUAUCAUUUUCUGAUGGCAGAUUGUUUCUGUUGUUUUAUGUUCUGCAGACUAUUCUUAAGAGUAGCUGGACUUCUUUAAUUUUGUCCAUAAUUCUGUCCAUAUUACCUCCACACUACCUGUAAUGUAUUUUAUUCACUGUAGACCAACAAGUUAUUUCUUACAAGUGCAGUGAAUGUUUUGUAUUUAGCUGAAGUCAGACACUGUAAGUCCCGAACAUGAUACAAUCUUAAAUACUACAGUACAGCAGUAUAUAGGGUUCUCUGUCAAGAGACAGUCAGUCUCAAGGUUUCAUUUCUUUUUCUUUUCUUUUUUUUUUCAGAAGUUGUUGCAUU